AUGAGGAUUGGGUCGUCCUUCCAGUGCUGUUAUACUUUUAUUGUAAUCACAUCUUUCAUUGCUGAACAAGAAAGCAGACAAGAAUUCCAUCCAUUGUUAGGUAGAUAUGUUGACAAUAUCCAUGUUGACUCUCUACAUCUCAAGAAUAAUGCAUGUGCUCUUGCACAUCGCCAUUUCUUGGAUGAGCUUAUGAAGCAAUGCUUUCAGGAUGUUCACAGCGUUUCUUCUUUUUCUAAAUUGCCACCAACUUCCAAAUUUGUAAGGUACGUUGAGACUCUGCGAUCGAAGUGCUGUCUUCCCAAGCUGGCCAAGAAGGUAGUGAGAUGGUUUGAGGAGGGGAAGGCGGUGAAGGAUAGGUUUGACUAUCGCUUCACAGGAAGAGACUCUCGUAUGUUUUUGUUUAAUUUUAUGUAUUUAUUUGAGGUUCUUGAGGAAGGUAUUAAAGGAAAGAAUUACCAACAGCGUAUCCAUGGCCUUGCUUUGGUUUGUCGUUAUUUGCGUGAUUCUGUUUCUCUUUUCACCAGAGUUCAAAUCACUGAUGACCAGGUGAGUGAUUUGGAAGGUCUCUGCUCUAAUUACGUUAGAGCAAACUAUGUUUUUUAUUAUCUUAAUCCAACAGUUUGGCCAAUUGGCUUUGUGGUACCAGUCCACACUAAGGAUAUGGUGCGUAAGUAUGGGAUGGGCCUGGGUUUGAACUCAAUGGAGGGGAGGGAAGCAAAACAUGUUGCCAUAAGUAAGUAUGCUCGGAACACAAUGUACCACAAGCGAUGGGAGCAGAUUUUCAGACAUGAGUUUGCCUCAUUGAUUUGGCUGAGGGAUCAAGGCUUUGAGCUAUCAAACCAUCCCAACCACCAGAUCUCCUGCAUCCCCAAGAGAACUUCAAAGCCAGACUUCUGCAACUGUGCCUUCCUCAAAGAAGAAAACAAGGCUCAGUGUACGUUCUGCAGUCAUCCCAUGAUGGAAGGCCAUGGUGAGUAUUUCUAGAGGCAAGUACUUAACCUAAAAGAAAACGUUGCUACAGCUUAAUAUAGCUAAAAUCCAAAUAGGUUCCUUUACUGUCGCCACCAGGUCUUAUUUUACAGCUAUCAACUGGAGUCAUAACUGCUUUUAUUCAAUGUGAAGAGAGUAGAUGUCUGCAGCACAACAGUCUUUUUACCUCAAAAGCCAAAAAAAUAUCUCCAGGUCAAGGAAACCAGAGUUGUCUAAAUACAAUUUGUUUAGUAAAGUUGAUUGCUUAAAAAAACUUGGAGUAUUUUAUCCAGAAUUGUAGCCAUAGGCUGAAUUUCUUUGGAUUUACAUUACACGGGGUCUUAUCCGGACUGCUAUAUAAGGCACACGGUGCUGCCGCGCAUUUUACAUGUAUAAGAGAGUGUUAGUAUGUUAAUGCCCUUUUGGUUAUGCGGCCAAGUAUACAGGCACUGACGAUGGACAUUGACAUCUACAGUGGUUCUUUAAUGUCCCACAAUAACAGGUUAAGAUCAUUCACUAGGAAAUCAAUCUCACUUGGUGAAGCCAAAGGAAGGAAUAAUAAUUAUCCCAUUGAAUCAAUCUCAGUGUGCAAAUAUCCAAUAGUAGCCAACUAGUAAAUCCCUUCUUCAAUAAAUCCUUUGGAAUUGUUGAUCAUGUGAUGCUAGUACUUAUUGAUUUUGACUUGAUUUUAGUGGCUCUUUUACAUCAUCUAUGUCAGUCAUGGAACCCAGUCAUGCAGCACAGAAGCAAAGGAGAUGGGAAACCUGUUGAAGAUCGUUUUCACUUUGAUUUUGAUUUCCAAUCUAAUUGCAUAUAUUUGAUUUUGAAUGCUGUUCAUAAUUUGC
Nematostella vectensis (starlet sea anemone) is the source of this 1814-nucleotide messenger RNA. RefSeq lists its product as uncharacterized. The record is from RefSeq and is a predicted model, not a curated record. The transcript has 2 exons. The coding region runs from base 1 to 984 and encodes 327 amino acids. Lineage: Eukaryota; Metazoa; Cnidaria; Anthozoa; Actiniaria; Edwardsiidae.